Molecule: messenger RNA, 2894 nt
Organism: Fusarium odoratissimum NRRL 54006
Lineage: Eukaryota; Fungi; Ascomycota; Sordariomycetes; Hypocreales; Nectriaceae
Exons: 3
Coding region: 591-2894 (767 amino acids)
Source: RefSeq, a predicted model, not a curated record
UGCUAACAGAGUCCCGCGAGUAAAUUGACCCCUGUUCACUUUUAAAAUGGAUGAGAGAUUGUCGCCUUCAACAGUUUAAGGGCGGGAUACGGAGGACUCGCGAAGCAAAAGGAGUAUGCUCUACAGUGCCACUAUCCCGUUUGUCAAACUCACCAGCUAUAUGCUAUUGUCAUCCUGGUCUUGCGCAAGAGAAACCUAACUCUCGUGCGACACGCCUGAUACUGACUCAACCAACAAGCCAAAAAGAGACAUUCUUCACGUACCUAUUCACGAUGAAGACGCCGAUAUAUCACACCCUCAUGUUGGGAAAGAGAUGGUAGAGAAAAUGCUGCCUCACCGGCAACAAAUGAAGGGUGCUCGCAUCAGGUACCACUACGAUGGCUUACUCCUACGGACUUCGAGGUUGAAUACUUCCCAGCAACAUAAUUGGCUCAUUGCUGGCCAUCCUCGCAAAGGAACAUGCAGAAUGCGGCUGAGCUGUUGCGGAUGCGAUGUGGUCGCUACCAAGUAGGCUGAGCGAUUUGCUAUUUAAAUGGGCAGCCCAGGGCUCGGAUUCAUCCAUCUAUCGUGUCUCAACCGAUUGAAGCAACAUGGAUGGUCUCUCUGCUGCUGCGAGUAUUAUCGCUGUGGUGCAACUCACGGCUGAGGUUACGAAAUACAUCAUCGGUGUCGCUGGAGCUUCGAAAGAUCGACAGCGACUGCUUGACGAGAUUUUAGCCUGCGAGGCUCUCCUCAUGCGACUCCGCGACUAUUCCAAAGGAACUGACGGACCAGAGAUUGAGGAUUGGGACGCUGAUCAGGCAAAGACUCAUAGCGCCCAGACGUGGUCGGUCAAGGUCAAGGCCUUGGAGAGUGAUAAUGCACCUUUGUACCGCCUGUAUAAGAUUCUCGAUGCUAUCAAAACAAAGCUGCAACCAGGCCACGGGAGCGGCAUUCAAAAAGUCAAGGCCGCCUUGAAAUGGCCAUUCGAUGAGAAGGAAGUGGCAAAGCUCGUCGAUGCAUUCCAGCGUGAAAGAUCACUUUUGCAUUUCGCCAUGACACACGAAAGAACACAGCUGGUGAAGCACAUCAAGGCAACCUCAGACGACAACAGCAGACAAUUGGCCGAUUUGGUCAGACUUAUCAAGAACAAAUCGACUGAGGAUGAGCAUCGAGUUGCACGACUUGACCGCAUCCUGACUGACAUACAGCUGUCCAACCUCAACAUAGCAGAAGGGAUUGGGCACCUUCAAAACAGUCAGAUGAGCGCCCACCAGAAAGAAGUCCUCGACUGGAUCUCACCCGUGGAUUAUGCUCCCCAACAGAGCGACAUAUUCAGCCGGCGAGAGCCAGGAACUGGUGAGUGGCUAUUAGAAUCAGACGAGUACAAUUCCUGGGUAAAAGGCGACAAACAAACACUGUUUUGUCCUGGGAUUCCAGGUGCCGGGAAAACGAUCAUGGCAUCCGUUGUGGUCAAUUCAUUACUCGACUCCUUCCAUUCCGAGAGCAAUAUUGGAGUUGCAUAUAUCUACUGCAACUUCCGUCGGCGCCACGAACAGAAAGCCAGUGACCUCAUUGCGAAUCUUUUAAAGCAACUGAGUGAGAGCCAGCCAUCACUAUUUAAGCCGGUGGACGACCUAUACAAUAAGCGCAAGGCAUCUCGCACACGCCCAUCCCUACAGGAGCUUGGUCGUGUUCUGCAAGAGGUUGCUGCGACAUAUUCUCGCGUGUACAUCGUCCUCGACGCUUUGGACGAAUGCGAGACCACUGACGGUACACUACCCAACUUCAUCCAACAAGUACUUGACCUUCAAAGUGCAACAAGUACAAAUAUUCUAGCAACCUCUAGGUAUAUUCCAGAGAUCAAGGAGAAGUUCAGGAAAGCUGUCUCUCUUAAAAUCCGCGCCAGUGAGCCGGAUGUAAGAAGAUACCUGGCUGGUCGAAUGUCUCAACUCCCAGUUUUUGUUCAGAACAAGCCUGAGCUUCAAGAGGAAAUCAAGACAAGAAUACUGGAAUCAGUCCAGGGGAUGUUUCUUCUCGCGCAGCUGCAUCUCGAUUCUCUUGUCGGCAAGAGAUCACCGAAAGCUGUCCGAGCUAUUCUCAAAGCUUUGCCGAGUAACUCAAGCACAUCGAAAGCCUACGACAAAGCGUACGGCGAUGCUAUGAAGCGAAUAGAAGACCAGUUGACAGAUCAAGCGAUACUGGCUAAAGAAGCACUCAUGUGGAUUUCGUGUGCCAGACGGUUGCUUAGUCCUGCGGAACUUCAACAUGCCCUUGGUAUCGAAAUAGACUCUACGGAGUUUGAUGAGGAAAACCUUAGCGAGAUCCCCGACAUCGUUUCUGCUUGCGCUGGCCUGGUGACCGUCGACGAACAGAGCAACACUGUCCGACUAGCACAUUUCACGACACAAGAAUAUUUUGAGCGAACACAGGACCAGUGGUUCCCAGAUGCUGCUCUGGAAAUAUCCGUUAAAACUCUGACAUACUUAUCUUACGAUCUUAUCGUUGAUCAAGUCAGAACUGUUAGAGGUCCAAAACCUGGCAUUGCGGUACAAAAAGAUGCAGAAAAGUCGGAUUCGGUUGUCGAUCAAUCGAAAGACGAAAAGCCAGGGUCCCCAAAUCCCGGUCUUGGUCGAUCGAAAAGCCAAGACUGGAAGAUCAAAAAUAGCGUUGCGGAGAGCGACGAAGACUAUGAUGUUAAGAAGAUGCUCCAAGAUUAUCCGCUGUGUCGAUAUGCAUCAUGCCAUUGGGGUUACCACGCUCGCAACGUCUCAGAAAUGCCUGAUAUUGUGAAGAAUUUUUUGUCAUCAGAGAAACUUGUCAAGGUGACUGAGCGCCUGAGGUAUGCUGGUGGAUUCAACCCUGGGACCACUGGCCUUCAUGAGGCGGCGUACUUGGGUUCGAAGAGGCCGUAG